Messenger RNA from Melanotaenia boesemani (Boeseman's rainbowfish), 1185 nucleotides. RefSeq lists its product as uncharacterized. The record is from RefSeq and is a predicted model, not a curated record. The coding region runs from base 16 to 645 and encodes 209 amino acids. Gene Ontology annotation, molecular function: calcium ion binding; structural constituent of muscle. The transcript has 7 exons. Gene Ontology annotation, cellular component: myosin II complex. NCBI's taxonomy places the organism in Eukaryota, Metazoa, Chordata, Actinopteri, Atheriniformes, Melanotaeniidae.
CCCACGACAUUGGGAAUGGCUCCUAAAAGAGAACCCUCCAUUAAGAAGAUUCCUUCACCAGUGACCCAACCCAGACUGGGUCCUCCUUAUCCCUCCCUUCCUGCAGUUUCUGUAGCUCCAAAACUGAUUCCAGAGCAGAAGCCGAGGAUGCUGCGUCCUUCAGAUUCACCAUUUGACCCCAGCACUUUGGAGAUUGAAUUUAACCUGGAUCAAAUUCAUGAGUUUAAGGAGGCAUUCCUGCUGUUCGACAGGACAGGAGAUGGCAAGAUCAGCUUCAGCCAGUGUGGGGAUGUUAUGCGAGCGCUGGGACAGAACCCCAUUAACGCUGAUGUACUCAAAGUCCUGGGAAACCCAAAGGCUGAAGAGAUGAACACCAAGAUGCUGGACUUUGAGCAGUUCCUGCCCAUGUUUCAGGCCAUUGCAAAGAACAAAGAUCAGGGAUCCAUGGAGGAUUUUGUGGAGGGACUACGUGUCUUUGACAAAGAGGGCAAUGGAACAGUAAUGGGAGCAGAACUACGUCAUGUCCUCACCACGCUAGGGGAGAAAAUGACAGAGGAAGAGGUGGAAACACUCUUGGCAGGACAUGAAGAUGCAAAUGGCUGCAUCAAUUAUGAAGCAUUUGUCCGCCACAUCAUGUCAGGCUGAGGGCCGAACUGGUCAGAAUGGUUAUGAGCGGAUGAAGAUGAAGAGCAUCACACUUUUUUUUCCCCCCUUUUCUCAUGGGUUUCCAGUGCAUUUAGCUUUUCCAGACCUCCCCAACCUUUUUAAUUUAAAAAGUGCCUUUACAUUCCCCAGACAAGACCACAAACAGUCCUGUCUGGUCUAAACAUGUAUAUGACCAACUUAUGUUCAUUAAGGAGUGUUUGUAUUUGCAUUGUUUGCAAUAACAUUUCAAGAUGCAACAUUUGAAAUGAGAUAAAUUGAUAUGCUGUAACUUCUGAUGCCAAUGUGUCCAUGUUGAAGAGGACAUUAAUAUAUUGAAUAUAAGAAUUUUACUGUAACAUUAUGCAUCAUUGGCUAAGAUUUGCUUUGGAUGAAUAGAAAUGUUCCCAAAUUAGUGGUAAAUCAACAAAUCUGAAGUCAUAAUAUCACAAGCUAGAAACAUUUCAGACUGGCUCCUAUAUUUUUUAUUCACUCCAGUUUUGUUGCAACAUUUUAAUAAAUGUGUUUUUUUUCUCCUCAAAA